AUGUCGCAUCGUAGUAGAGGCUGUCUGAGAUGUCGACAGCGAAGAGUCAAGUGUGACCGAGCCCGGCCAUCGUGCAUGAGAUGCGUGACGCGCAAUGAGCGCUGCGUGGGCUACAGGGACGAAAAUGACUUGCUCUUUGAAAACGAAACGGAAAAGAUUGUCAAAAGAAACCAGGCCGCCGUCCAGUUGGCGGAUACGGCAAGCUUGACUUGGGCGUCAACGCCGUCGUCAGCAUCGCGAUCGUCGGCGUCCAGUCACCGUGGACGCACACGAAGUCUAUCGCCAUCACGUUACACUACAUCCCCAUCUACCACUUCAUCGCAUUAUCUUGAUAGCGAAGCCCUCCCCUGGACCGCAGAGAGAUCGGCGGGACCCGGGCUCAAAGACUGUGGCAUCGCAACAGAUGUCGCCGUGGCACAUUUUUUUGACCGCUACGUUUUGUACCCAUGCAGUGAUGCCUCGACACCAGGGUUCCUGGAGCAUCUUCCCUGCUUGUUCAAGGAAGUCAACGUCGAGGGACGGCAAGCGCUGCGUUGGGCCGUCAAGGCCACGGCACUUGCGGACCUGUCGCGGCUUGAAGAGUCAACUCCCGAAGCGGCCGGCGCAGCAUUUGACUGUUACGGAGAAGCGCUGACGGCUCUCAGAGAGUCUUUAUCGGAGAAGGGGAAAGUCCCGGACGAUUACGAUCUCAUGACAGUUGUUGUGCUGGACAUAUUCGAGACUCUGUUCAUGCCAGACUACGUAGAUGACCAAUCUCACGCACAGGGAAUGGCUCACAUUCUGCGGCUGCGAGGUCAGGGCCAGUUCCACGAUGCAAGAAGCUGGGGUCUAUUUCGGCUUGCUCACCACCGUGUGCAAAAACAACAGCUGGCGAAGAAGAUGCCGCCUCUGCCAGAAGCCAGAGCCUGGCUGGAUACCUUUGGCGGGAGCGACGGCAUGGGCCGCCUCGAAAGAGACGGGCAGAGCAUCUCCGCUCUCUGCCACCGGGCGAGGCAGCUUCUGACUCGCAUCAGCGACCGCGACGCACCGUCCAACGCCGAGAUUCUGCAGCUUGUGCUCGAGAUGCAGCAGCUGGACAAAGAGGCGACGCUGUGGCGGCAGACGCCCGAGUGGUCCUUUUCGACAGUCGCAAAAAGCGUCGACUUGCGCCUACCCCAGGAGCUGUACCGUGUGCUGCCGGACACGCUGCAGCUACACCGCGACAUUUGGAUGGCGUACGAGUGGAACUACCACCGCGCGGCGCGCAUGAUUCUUCACGGGCAGCUGCUGCAGUGCCUGGGCGAGACUGUAUCCAGCAUGGAGGCGGCGCAGCCGUCGUCGGGCUAUCUGGAUGAGUUGUCGCUAGCGCUGGAGCUUCGCAUGCAGAUGGAAGUGUCGGUGUCGACUGUGCAGAUACUGGCGGACGAGGUACUCGGCACAGUGCCGCAAGCAUUUGGUGACGUGGACGCCAAUGGACGUCCGGCGGAACCGGACAGGCUGCCCGGCUGCCGGGCGAUAGGCGCAUAUUUGCUGCUGUGGCCGAUCAAGAUCCUCAAGGGAAAGGAGGCGGCGACAAGCGAGGCGCAGAAGCACGCUGGUAGUGUCAUAUUUGCGAGGAUACGCGACUGCACGGGCAUGAAGAAGAAUCUUGGGGAACUGUCCAUUAUUUGA
Molecule: messenger RNA, 1650 nt
Organism: Akanthomyces muscarius
Lineage: Eukaryota; Fungi; Ascomycota; Sordariomycetes; Hypocreales; Cordycipitaceae
Exons: 4
Coding region: 1-1650 (549 amino acids)
Biological process (GO): regulation of DNA-templated transcription
Molecular function (GO): DNA-binding transcription factor activity, RNA polymerase II-specific; zinc ion binding
Source: RefSeq, a predicted model, not a curated record